AUGUCAACAGAGGUAGAUGUACACGGAGACAGCAGGGGGGCGGAAGUCCUCGAGGACGAGGUGGAGAACGCCGCGGAGCAGAGCCAGGCGGUGGAAGAGGGGCAGAAAGACGAGCUAGAGAAGUUUAUCCAGAAUAUCAAGCUGAAACAGACGGGAGCGAAGGCCGUGGAUUCACCUGCGGGCCAAAUCCCGGCGGUUGGUGGCGCACUGAGCAGCGCAGGGCCGCUGACAGCGGCGCCAGCGGUUUUCACGGUGGACUACAAGCCGCAGUCGACGUGUAAGCAGCACGUGUACUCUGUCAACGAAUUGCUCAAGUUGCAGAAUAAGGGGACGCCCUUGGCGGCGGAUAUUCUCGCCUCGUUACCCAAGAAAAGCUUCUGGAGGCUUACUGGACGCGGGCACCAUGAGGGACGCAAUAGCCAUGGAGGCAACAACAAAGAAGGGGCACCACAUGAUAAAAAAAGCUCGAGACAUCGGAACUCCCGUAAUGGUGCUAGGAGGAACAACCAGCACAAUAACGUAAGAAACAACACUCACGAUCUGUCCAAGGAGGUCAGCCGCGAUGAGCUGCUGGCAAUGGAGGAGGAGCUGCAGCCCACGGGGAACUCGAUGGCAGACUUUGAGAAGUGGCGUGCGCAGGUAAAGGUACUGGAGCGUAAAAAGAAGGGCCUUUUGCCGAUUGAGAAUAAACCCGAGGAUAAGACAAAACCAUCUAGUUCGCUUUCCGAAUUUUUCAACUUCAAGAGGGAAGGCGUACCGGCAGCUCCGUUGGAAGAGCUCGAGCCGUCUGAGUCCAGGUUUGCGACACCAAAGGGGUCAUCUUCCAGAUUCUCUUCAUUUUUCAGCAACGCGUCAAUGUCAUCCAAUAACGGCGCACAGGAAGCCAAUAAGGCAGUUCCAGCCGCUCCAGCGCCGGAAGCUACUCAGCAGACGGGGGGAUUUAGGCUAAUGUCACUGUUCAAUAAAGAGGAGAAGUCUCCAGGUUCUUCAUCGCAACCACCAGCGACCCCUGCCACAGGAACGCCGACUACCCAGGAGGCAGGCACAUCCCAACAGCCUUUCGUUAUCCAUUCAAACAAGCUUACUGAUCAGUCCAACCAAUUUCUACAGAGUCUCAUGACUAAAGGCAAGUCGACCACCAUUCGCCAAGAGCCUACUGGUCAAUCCGGAUCUCCGCACUCAAAUCCUCAACAACAAUAUUUAGAGAAAAUGUCUACUUCUGGGAAGCAGCAGGCCAAUGCUCCCCCAGGAUUAUCGAAAAACUCAAACUCACCUCCUACAGUAACAGCGGUGCCUCCACCUGGCUUCCCAAUGCAUUUUGCGCACCCUCAUAUGAUCCCUCCCAUUAAUAACCAAAUAGCGAUGCCACCUCCUGCUUUUCAGAAUUUUGCGAUCGCCCCACCCCCAGGUGUCUUCACAAACGCUGGCAUGAAUGCCGAUCAAGGCCAACCAUCCCUCUCGCAAAUGCAGCAACCACCACACCAGCAAUCUCAACAGCAGCAACAGCCCCAUCCUCACUCACACGCAUCUCAACAAUCUCAGCCAUCUCAAUCAUCACAGCAGAUUUCUCAACAACCGCAACAGCAGGCACAACACAGGAAUGUAAUCCCUAGCAAGAGGCCACAACAAGGAGCACUUCCACAAUUUAUCAACGGCCCAGGUAAUAUGAUGCCCAUGCAACCCAUGCAAGGAGGUCAGAAUCAGUUUUCAAGACAGCCUCCUGCGGGAUUUGCUCCAUAUGGUCAGAAGAUAAUACCACAACCUCAUGGAGGGUUUCCUCCGUAUGGACAGGCUAUGAUGCCACAGCCACCGGCUAAUUUCAUACCUUACGGACAAAAAAUGUCUCAAACACCUAUGCCAGGUUUCAACCCCUACGGCCAACCAAUUGCACCACAACUGCCUCAGCAGAAGAAGUGA
Molecule: messenger RNA, 1917 nt
Organism: Eremothecium gossypii ATCC 10895
Lineage: Eukaryota; Fungi; Ascomycota; Saccharomycetes; Saccharomycetales; Saccharomycetaceae
Gene: EAP1
Product: Eap1p
Exons: 1
Coding region: 1-1917 (638 amino acids)
Source: RefSeq, marked provisional